Ruditapes philippinarum (Manila clam) is the source of this 2721-nucleotide messenger RNA. RefSeq lists its product as uncharacterized. The record is from RefSeq and is a predicted model, not a curated record. Gene Ontology annotation, biological process: proteasome-mediated ubiquitin-dependent protein catabolic process; protein polyubiquitination. The transcript has a single exon. Bases 487 to 2634 code for a protein of 715 amino acids. Gene Ontology annotation, molecular function: zinc ion binding; ubiquitin protein ligase activity. Lineage: Eukaryota; Metazoa; Mollusca; Bivalvia; Venerida; Veneridae.
CCUUGCCUAGUGGAUCCUAUCCUAGUAAAAUCCACUCAAGUCAAAUGCAAGUUUAAGAUCAAGACACUCCUGUAAAAACUAUUUUAUUAAAUCAAAUUACUUUUAAAUAAUUUCAAAAAUAAAAUACAAACAAGACAUUAAAAUUAUUGGAGCAAUUACAAAAUGAUUACAUUACAAAUGGAAGUUUCAUGAAAGAUAGAUAACUCCCUCUAUUUCAAACUAUCAUUCAAUAAAACAGUUUUUUCCCUUGAGACCGAUUAACAAAAAAAUUGACCUAGUUAAAUGACUUCACUAUCAGAUAUAACAUUAUUAUCAUUGCGGCACAUGUUUAAACAUUUAUAUUUAAAUACAAAGACAUUGUAACCUGAGACUCCAGGGGUGGUUUAUCAAGUAAGAAUGUGAAACAUUUUAAAAUUGUCUACAUUUAGCAUUGCAAAAUAUGUAAAAAGAAAUUUAAUCAAUAUAAAAUCAGUGAAUAUUUUAACAAUGAAUGAAGAAGAAUUCUGUGCAUCUAAGGAUUCCAUAGUGAUAAACUGUGACCCAUGCAAGUUUGAGGAUAAACAUCAAGAAUCUAGUGCAUUUUGUCAUGACUGUAAUGAAUUUCUGUGUCAUCAAUGCCUUCAGUUUCACAGAAAAUUUCAAGCAUUUCGACAACAUCACAUUCUUCGUGGAGAUUUAAUGUCAAGGACUAGAAUGGUAACAAAACCAAAACCAGUGCUGAAACUUUGUGAUAAUCAUCAUAUGAAAGAAGUCCAGUUUUACUGCAGGAACCACAGGUCUGUGUUUUGCAAUUUAUGUAAAUUUGCUAAUCACCCAAAUUGUGAGUGUGACCUAAUAAACGAACUGGUAUCAGUUAGUGAGGACAGAACUAAGUUUGACAAUGUUUCAAGGAAAAUAAAAGGAAUAAAAACUGAAUUUGAAACACUAAGGGCAGAGCAAACAGAAGUUAUUGAUGUAACAGCAGCCAGUUCUAGAACCCAGAGAAACAAACUUAAAUCUUUGAGGCAGAAAAUGGGUGCACUCUUUGACAACCUGGAACAUGAAAUGGAAGAAGAAAAAAUCCAGGAAAAGUUUUAUGUCAAUGAUUUGAGAGAAAGUAUUGCUAUGUAUUCUGACGUCAUAAAUGAUUUGGACUCGCUCAGUGUCCAAGCAGAUGAUGUCCUAAAAUCACAUGACCAUGCAGCUAUCUUUGCGGCAACAUGCAAGUUAGAAGAAAACUUUGAAGACUGUGUGACAGUGAAGGACAGAAUAGCCGUCAAAGUAAUGAAAAUGCAGGCAAAUAAAGCUGGAAAUAAGUUAUUGAAACUAAAUGGUAUGUGUGAAAGUAUGAUAAAAGACAUAGAGACAAAUAGGCUUCUGAGGGCUGGUGACAAUUCAGAUGGAAUUGCAGAAGUAAGUGCACACGAAAAUAGGUUACCCAACAAACAGCAACAGAUGUACACUGUAGGAAAUAUCAGAAAAGAAAGAAAUGGAGAAGCUAAACAAACAAACAAAAACAUUUUAAAUUGUAAGUCAGAAGAACUACCACACGAGAAAACAAAUUAUUUGAAAGAUGAAAUUCCAAAACAGGGUUUGGAAAAGUCUGUUCCAGCAAAGCAACAAAAUCAUCCUGAUGAAACUGCAACAGAGGGUUUGAAAAAAUCAAAACAACAAAAUCAUCAAAAUGAGCCUACCAAGGGGGCAAUGUGUAAACAAAACAGUGUAAAGAAAAAGCAUAACCUGACUAGAGAUGUAAAGGCAAUGAAAACAACAACAGUUACUCCUGGAAAGCAGGACCUGAUAUUUGAAAAUCUGAACUUCAGGAACUUCUCAUAUAAAUACAUCAACUUGGAAGGAAAUCAAUGUCUAUGUGAUAUAACUGGUUCCAUUUUUCUCCCAGAUGGUUCCCUUAUUUUGUGUGACCGCGGCAACUCAACUGUUUUGUUAUAUGAUAAGGAGUUCAAAAUGACAAGUAAACAUAAACUUAAAUGCAAGGUCUGGGACGUGACACUUACAGACACUGGUGAAAUUGUCGUUACUUUGAAUUGUCUAAAGAUGCUUGUCUACCUUAAAAUUAUAUCAGGGAAAUUACAGCAGCAAAAUAUGACAGUCAGACUUAAAAGAGUACCUUGGGGUAUUGCUUCUUAUAAAGAUAAAAUUCUAAUAUCAUAUCAUGAUAACCCAGGAAACAGUGGCAUACAGAUUAGACACAAACUUGGUAGAGUUUUGAGAAACAUCAUUGUUGAUGACAAAGGUGAACUGCUCUUUGAUUCCCCAUUCUAUAUUGAUGUGAACCAAUAUAAUGGUGAUAUCUAUGUAACUGAUAGCAAAAGAAACACAGUGACUUGUUUAUCAUUUGAAGGGAAAGUUUUGUACAGAAUUGAAAGUCCAGUAUUCAUGUGGCCGAAAAAGAUUAUCCACGAUGAUCAGGGGAACUUUUUACUGUGUGCAAGCUUAGCAAAUAAAUUACUCCUGGUGAAAAAACAAUCAUCAUCUGACCUUUUAUCAACAGACAAGAAAGAAGAUGAAAAUAUUAAAGUGUUUUUGAAUGCAUGGACUCGUCCACAGACUGUGUCUAUUAGAAGAGAUGAUCAAACCAUGGUCAUUGGCUUAAGUUCUUCAAAUAUGAUGCUAAUUCUUAAAUCAUCAACAUAAAUCAUAGACAUGACAGUAAAUAAAUCAAUCAACAAAUAAAACAUGGCUUUGAGGGCAAUAUGUAAGUUUACGGACUGAUUUGUCAGA